UACUUGUAUUUUAGAUAGGAGAGUAUCGUUUGAUGGUAUCAUGGCAGAAGGAGGUCUCCGUCCGGACUCGCACCUCCUAGAAUGUCCGAUCUGUCUUGAACAGCUUCGCCAGCCUAGGACUCUACCCUGUCACCAUUCGCUUUGUCAGGAAUGCUUGAGUAGUUACAUCAUCAGCGAGGGAUCGGGAAAGAGGAAAACGUCGACUACAUUUACCUGUCCGGUAUGUAGGAAGCUAACUCAACCUGUAGACGCAUCCCUUGAAAAAGAGAAAUGGGCCGAGCAAUUUCCUACCAACAACGCCGCCAUGGAGAUGAUACAGAUGAAAAACAAGUCAACAGAGCCACAUUACUGCACACCCUGUCAGAAAACGAAGGAGAGUAAGGUCCCUGCCCGGUUUUGGUGUAACAAUACCCAAUGCUUGUUUUGUGAGUCUUGUAAACUAAAUCUCCAUGACAUCAUACACGCCAACUGUGAUGUUGUAGAUAUAAUGACAUAUGGUAAUUUUCUACCGAGAAAGGCAACACUUCACAAAAGAUGCGACAAACACAAUAAGAAGAUGAUUUACUAUUGUGUGGAUCACAAGUCUCUCGGCUGCAGUAAAUGUGUAACCAUUGGUCACAGGAAAUGCAACGACGUGACAACAACUGAAGAAUACUGCGAGAAAUUAAACACUGACUCCAAACUAGAAGAGAGGACUUCGAAGCAACAAGAGGCUAUUGGCGCUUUGGAAUCCUUGGUAAAAGACUUCCAUCUACAGUUACAGAAUAUUGCAGACCACAAAGAUUUGGCAUUAGAUAGCCUCGACGACCUGCAGGAACGACUAGUUCAGCGUAUUAGAGAAAUGAAGACGGAGAUGACAGAUGACUUGGUUGCUAAGUACAAACAGGAGAGUGAGAACCUAAAGGUACCAAGUCAGAAGUGUGAACGGCUGAAGGCCGCUAUACAGAAUACAAUAGAGUCAUCUACUACAGCCCAGCAGCAGAACGAUCAUAUGGAUACGAUACUCUUGUACCAGAGAGGUCAAACUGAGCUUGAUGCCUGCAAAGAUUUAAUAAAAGAGAUUAGGAUGUCCAUUUCAACUCUCAGUAUCGAGCAUGAAAUAGAUUCGAAUGUGACGAAUCUUAAUUUUGGUAAAAUUGUUGUCCAAAAGGAACGGAGACAUCUUCCACAUGUUCCAAGUCUCGCUAAACCUUUAGCUGAAUGUGAAGUGAGGGAAAUAAGAAAAAUGAACAUGAAAUGUCCAUCGGAUGCAAAUGAUUGUGUGGCUCAUGGAGUGGUUUUCAUUCAUAACGGUUUGAUUGUGGUUGGAGAUUUUAACAACAAGAAGCUUAAAUUAAUCAACGCUGCUGGAGAUAUUGUUGAUGAGCUGAAGAUGGAUGGACAACCUUGGGAUCUGUGUUUGGUAGACAACACAACAGUUGCAGUUGCGACAAGUAAGGGCAUAUACGUACUGGCAGUUACACCCGUCAAACUAACCCUAUCGUAUAUUACAAACGCUGGAACAUCAUAUGAAGGUAUAGCGUUCAGAGAUGGAGAAUUUAUCGUGAGUACAAAUAACGAAAUAUGUAGUGUGACGAAGGACGGCAAGACCAAGGUUUUACACAGAUGUAAUGGAGAGGUAUACGCGUUAUCUCAUGAUUCCGGUAACGGAAAACUUUUCAUAGCCCAUCACAGCAACGAGAUUUGCAGUACCGCCAUUGGUAGCCUGUCUAAUGACAACCAACACAAACAUGUGUUGAAGGUGAAUGUGGUUAGGCUUCCGUAUGGAGUGGACGUCGACGGGGAAGGAAACGUCUAUGUCUGUGGAUGGAGGUCAAAUAACGUAGUUCAGUUGUCCGGGGACGGGACAAACGUCAGGGAACUGUUAACGGCAGCGGACGGUAUCACACACCCACUGGCUAUAUCUGUGUGUGGUGAUAGAUUUGUCGUAACAAGCCAUACAUCGCCACAUUGCAAUUCUAUCCGAGAAUUUCAACUAAUUUGACUUUCAUUUUCAAUGGUACAUGGCCUCCUCCAACAGCUUCAGAAAGUAGUCAUAUAAAAAACAUGAGUAAGGACAACAUUCAUACUUUAUACAUCAACACUUACAUUUACACUCCACCCAAGACAAUUUUGUGAUCUAUGUAUGAUAUAAUUUAUUAAACUUUAUUCAAAAAGCAUUAUGUCAGUGAAUAAGAGUAUAAAUACACAAAACAAGCAAACAGAAGAGAGAGAAAAGGAACAGACAAACAAACGAGAGUACAAAAAAACCCUGAAAACAUACGCAGGAAGGAUUUUAUCAACCUAGGUCAGAGAUGUUGUAUAUUUGUAUUAUUGUUUUAAAUGUGUAGCCACUGUUGUAUUUGUGUGUCAAUAUGUAUUAUGAUUAUUUUUUCUUUGUUUUCAUGGUAAAUACUCAAAUGUGAUUGGUCGAAAAAAAAUUCAUUUUUCUCUAUGAAAGAAAUUCCGAGAAUGGCGCGGAAAAUGUGACGUCACAAUAUGACAAUUGACGAUGCGUAUUAAUUUGAGAAAAAGAAUCCCAUUUAAAACCAGUAAAAUUGUACAAAAUUUGUUUCAUACCCCGAUGAAACUUUUAAAAAAUGACAUCAAUGCUUAAUUGUUUUUAAUGUUACUUUUAGAUAUUAAAAAUGUAUGCCCUUUUAACUCAAACUUAAUAUGAUUCUUUAGACUGUUUAUAUUAAGUCCUACUUACAGUCAUUUAGAUUUGUUAAUAUAUUGUUUUGUUAUGAGUUGUAUCAGGUUAUCUUGAUUGAACUUAGUAAGUUUAUAAAUAUUCAUUUGCUUGCCAAAGAUGAAUUCCUGUUUAUCGAAUCUAAGACUCAGGUUUUUAGUGAUAAUAGUGAUCCUUAAUUGUUCAAUCAAAUUUGAUAUAUAUUCACAAUCCUGUAAUAUAUGUGUAAUUGUUUCUGGGUGAGAUAUACAAAAUGUACAUCAGUUAUUAUCUACAUGUAUUUUUUUCUUAAAUUUUGAAUGACAUUUUUGCUGUUGUCAGAAUUAUGUGGUUAUUUAUAAAUUGUAGCCAUUGAAGUUUGGAACUAGUACAGGUGUUAAAACGAUAUUUGCAUGCUUCCUUCUAUUUGUCUUCAUCAAUAUUGAAAUUUUGAUUCCAUUUGUUUCGAGCAAUAGGUUUACUUACAUUUUUUUUUAUUAAAGUAGUAUACAUUUCUUGAGCACUUUUUUUCCAUCUUAAAAUUAAUUUCAGAUGUAUAGGUAUAUUGGGUAGUAUAAUAUUUUUCUCUCAGUUUAAAGUUUGAUUUUUUUCCCGAUAAAUUUGUAAAUUGUAGUUGUUAUACUCUGAUAGUUUAAAAAAUUGAUAGGAAUGUAAAAAUUUUCACAAAAUUCAACAAAAGUCUAUAAAGAUUUAUCUGUUUUCAUGAUGUUAUGAAUAAAGUAUAUACAUUUCUUAAACCAUGCAUUAUUGAAAAAUGUUUUUUUAUCUAUUUUGAUUUCACUAUUAUACCAUAUUGGAUUUUCAAGAAUGCUUGUUAUAUACAUAUUGCUUGCAUUAAGAGUCUCACACCAGGCAUCUAAAACAUCUUUCCAAAAUAUAUUUUUACAAUUUUUUGAUUCCUUCUUUAAAUAUUCAAUUCCAAAAUUUGCUAAUUUCUGUUUAUCUAAUAAUGUUUCUUUAACAAUAUCCCAAUUCCCUACUUUUUUAUAUAUAAGUCUGAUCCAAGUCACUUUAAGAGCGGUUAGGAAUGAUUUUGUAUGAAGCAUCUUGAGCCCCCUUUCAUCGUAGUUUUUUUUUCAUAAUUAUGUCUCUUUUUACCGCAUCAGGUUUUACCAUUCCACAGAAAAUCAUAAAACAUCAUAAAACAGAUUGUUAAUUUUUUUAUUACAUGUAUAUAAUUCAGUAGAAUUUGGAAGUGAAAUAAAUAGAUGAUUAAAUUGAGAUAUCAGUAAAGUUUUGAUAGCAA
Messenger RNA from Pecten maximus, 3917 nucleotides. RefSeq lists its product as uncharacterized. The transcript has a single exon. The record is from RefSeq and is a predicted model, not a curated record. Gene Ontology annotation, molecular function: metal ion binding. Bases 41 to 1984 code for a protein of 647 amino acids. NCBI's taxonomy places the organism in Eukaryota, Metazoa, Mollusca, Bivalvia, Pectinida, Pectinidae.